Drosophila takahashii is the source of this 2196-nucleotide messenger RNA. Its product is annotated as thiamine transporter 1. Gene Ontology annotation, biological process: transmembrane transport; vitamin transport. Gene Ontology annotation, molecular function: vitamin transmembrane transporter activity. Gene Ontology annotation, cellular component: plasma membrane. The record is from RefSeq and is a predicted model, not a curated record. Lineage: Eukaryota; Metazoa; Arthropoda; Insecta; Diptera; Drosophilidae.
GAUGCUGCGUCGCAGUUGUUGUUGCCUUGACGUAACGGCCGGCAACAGAAUGAAAUCGAAUUUAUUUAUGGCUCGGAAGUCAAUUGAUUUUAAUGGCCGCUGCCGUAUUAGGUAAAAUUCAAUGUUCAUUAAGCCCAAAGUGUUGUGCUGGCGACAAAUCGAUAACAGCGAAGUGACUGGAAAUGCUGAUCAUUCGGUUUUGAGUGCUCACGUGUGUAGGGUGUCUGGAGAACCAAUAGACCUACCCUAUUCACCUUGAUUUGUUUGUAUUUGACUUUGAAAAUAAAAGUGCUAGUGUCAUAGACCGCAUUAUAAAUUCGCAAUUAUCUAAGAGCGAUUUCUGUGUAAAUACAGCCCGGGCACUUCGUAGUGAUAACUUGGGAUCCGCCGAGACCAAGAUUAGAUUGAGGGCACGUCGACGACCAUGGUCUGAUAGCCCAGAUUGCCCGUGAAUCUAGGCAAUAUAUUGAGCUUCACCUGUCCGCCUGUCCAGAUGCAGAAACCCAGCUAACGGCAUCCGAUUCGAGAGCUCUGCGUGAGAUCUCGUGGCGUUACAUCACGUUACGUUUGACAUUACGUCAGUGGCCGUUACUCAAUUACGAAGAUGCAGGAGUGGUUAAAGAUUUCCUGCCUGCUGUGCGUCUUUGGCUUCAUCCGCGAGAUACGUCCCUCGGAACCUUACGUCACGGAGUAUCUGCUGGGUCCCUGGCGGAAUAUCACAGAAACUCAGCUAACCCACGAUGUCUAUCCAGUGGGCACCUAUUCCUACUUGGUGCAGUUGGUCUUUGUUUUUCUAAUAACAGAUUUUCUCAGAUACAAGCCUCUCAUCAUCACUGUUGGAGCCACCGGAGUGAUAAUAUGGAGCAUGCUCAUCUGGACCACCAGUCUGCUGUCCCUGCAGAUCCUAGAGUUCUUCUACGGCACUUAUAUGGCCGCCGAGGUGGCCUACUACACGUAUAUCUACGCAAAAGUGGACAAGAAGUACUAUCCUAGAGUAACCUCACACACCCGAGCGGCCAUGUUUGCAGGCAAACUGGUCUCCGGGGUCACCUCGCAACUGAUGAUCAACCUGGAGCUGAUGAACUACAAGGAGCUCAACUAUAUAACGCUGGCCACUCAAAUAAUUGCCAUGAUUUGGGCCUUUGGCCUCCCCAGCGUGGACAAGAGCCUUUACUUCCAUCGAGAGCCGUUGCCUGAAGGCGAUCCGCAGACGCAGUUGCCCGGAGCAGACAACCUGGAGGUGGAGGUGUCUCAGGAGAGCCCCCAGAAGCAACCUCAUGCACUGGGUCUUCUGUGGCUUCACUUUUGCAACGCCUACACCAAUUCGCGCGUCAUCCAAUGGAGUCUGCUGUACGCCAUCGGACUGACUGGUUACCUUCAGGUCACCUACUACGUGCAGGUUCUGUGGAAGGUGAUCGAACCGGAGCCGCAGAUCGCCUGGAACGGAGCCGUGGACGCUGUCCUGACGGCCUUGGCUGCUUUAGCUGCCCUGGCUGCCGGUUAUCUGCACACUGGACGUCUGAGGCCACGAACAUCUCUCGUAAUCCUGGCCAUUUUGUCCGCCGUGGAGGGCGGCUGUGUGCUGAUCUGCUGCUGGACGAAGGACAUCUACUGGUCCUAUGCGGGAUUCGUGCUGUUCGGCGCUCUCUACGGCUUCACCAUCACGGUGGCCAGUGCGGAGGUGGCCAGGAAUCUGCAGGAGGAAAGCUUCGGCUUGGUCUUUGGCGUCAACACAUUUGUGGCCCUCGUUUUCCAAUCGCUCUUAACCAUGAUCUUUGUCACGGAAACGGGCUUUGAGCUCGACGCUGUGGGUCAGUACACGGCUUAUGCGUUUUACUUUAUAGCCGUGGGCGUGCUAUAUCUAAUAUCCGUGCUGGUUGAGUGCCUCAUGUUCCGCGACACCGAGAGCGAAAAGCUGGAAAAUUCUCUGGAUUGAUUUCCGAAGCAUUUAGGAAGUACUUAAAUUCGCCUGUUGGCCAGCACAACUUGGUUGCUUAAGAGAAAGACAUGUUCCUAUGGAUGAAAUACGAUUAGAUGGUAUUCCCGCGAUGGCUGAUUAUAUUCCCAGAAUAGUUAGGUCACCUAGUUAUCUGCAGUCUGUUGGCCGAUUUCCAAGUAUUUAGUGCAGAUUUCCAUUAAUAGCGUGCACAAUCAGUCUCAAGUGUGUCGAAAUAAAAACAUCAAGCUUUUUUAGAA